Messenger RNA from Saccharomyces paradoxus, 552 nucleotides. It is a transcript of the gene SRN2, whose product is annotated as ESCRT-I subunit protein SRN2. Gene Ontology annotation, biological process: endosome transport via multivesicular body sorting pathway. NCBI's taxonomy places the organism in Eukaryota, Fungi, Ascomycota, Saccharomycetes, Saccharomycetales, Saccharomycetaceae. The transcript has a single exon. Bases 1 to 552 code for a protein of 183 amino acids. The record is from RefSeq and is a predicted model, not a curated record. Gene Ontology annotation, cellular component: ESCRT I complex.
AUGGACGUGGUACCAUCUCCGAGUGCACAAGAAAGAGUAAGCAAAAAAAACAAAAAUAUCCCCUUACCUGAAGGAAUUCACCUUUUAUCAUCUAAAGAGAUAAUCGAUCUAAUUCAAACUCACAGACAUCAAUUAGAGCUAUACGUCACAAAAUUCAAUCCCUUAACUGAAUUUGCUGAAAAGAUUAAUGCCUUUAGAGAUCAAUUUAAACAACUGGAAGAAAGCUUUAAAGAUUUACAUGGACAAAGAGAUAAGGUCCAAGUUUUAUUAGAAAACUGCAGAAUUUUAGAAUCCAAAUACGUAGCCAGUUGGCAAGAUUAUCAUUCCGAAUUUUCAGAAAAAUAUGGUGAUAUAGCAUUGAGAAAGAAGCUAGAGCAAAAUACAAAAAAACUUGACGAGGAAAGUUCGAAAUUAGAAACUACCACGAGAACCAUCGCGUCGGCAGAUGAACUGGAUCAGUUCAUUAAAAAUUAUAUGGACAUACGGACGCAAUACCACUUAAGGAGAGAGAAACUGGCAACCUGGGAAAAACAAGGUAAUUUGAAAUACUAG